Molecule: messenger RNA, 2266 nt
Organism: Amphibalanus amphitrite
Lineage: Eukaryota; Metazoa; Arthropoda; Thecostraca; Balanomorpha; Balanidae
Product: transient receptor potential channel pyrexia-like
Exons: 1
Coding region: 1-2217 (738 amino acids)
Biological process (GO): transmembrane transport; monoatomic ion transport
Cellular component (GO): membrane
Molecular function (GO): monoatomic ion channel activity; protein binding
Source: RefSeq, a predicted model, not a curated record
AUGGACCGGUCAGCCACCUCCAGCAGCCCCGGGUUCGCCCCGGCGCCUGGUGGGACACCGAGCCGUCUUGCGGAGACGCUGGCGCCGCCUCCGACCGCGCCGGCCGCUGACGGCCUCGGCCGGCGGCUCUUGGAGGCGUGCUCUGCCGGUGACGUGGAGGCCGCCCGCGGCGCCCUGCAGGCUGGCGCACACCCGGCGCUCCUCGAUCCUGCCGGCUACACGGCCUUGCACUGUGUCGCCGCCGGCUGGCACAGUCCCGAGACCACAGCACGGCUGGUGCGGCUGCUGCACGACUGGGGGGCGCCGCUCGAGACAGCCAACGCCAGGGGACAGACGCCGGUGCUGCAGGCCGCGGAAGUCGGCAACACGGCCGCCCUGCUGGUGCUGGCAGAGCUGGGGGCCGUCUGCGACGCUGUCGACCAUCGCGGCAACACGCUGCUUCAUCUGGCCGCAAGCUCGGGAAACCCGCAGACGGUCAGUGCGGCGCUCGACCGCCUGCCAGCCGACGCCGUUGGACGACUCAACCAGAAAGGUCUGACGCCACUGCAGGUGGCCAAGAACCGCGAGACGGUCCGGCCGCUAUUGGGUGCUGGCGCCCAGGCCGACGAGCCCACCGCCCUGAUGCUGCUGAAAAAUAUGCCGUCCGCCAUGCCCGACGUGCUUGACCGCUACAUGACCACCAACGGCCAGCCGCUGGACAGCUCACAGCUGGAGGUUUACCUCGACUACAUGCCCUUCUGGGACGUGGAAAGGAAGAAGCCGGCGCCGGAGACGGCUCUUCUGCGCGCCAUCGUGGAUGCCGACCAGAACGAACUGCUCAAGCAUCCCUUGAUCGAAACAUUCAUGCACGUCAAGUGGCUGCAGAUUCGACCCUUUUUCUACUUCAACUUCGCGUUCUUCGUGUGUUUCGCAUUACUUGUGACAGCUUACGGAAUGCUUCGCACACGUCAACCGAACGACAGGAUAACGCAAGUGGUUGGACUUCUGACGGCCGUCUUCACCGCCCUGACCGGCGUUCGAGAACUGCUCCAGGUGGCUCACGGUGUGCGCUCCUACUUUGGCAGCGUGGACAACUGGCUGGAGCUGCUGCUGCUGGUGCUCAGCACUGCGCUGCUGGCAGUGCCGGACGCCCAGCAGUGGUGGGUGCAUCACGUCGCCGCUUGGCUGAUGCUUGCCGCCUGGCUGGAGCUCACACUCAUGAUCGGCCGCAUCCCCGCGGUCGGCAUCUACAUCUACAUGUUUGUCCGCGUGGCGCAGAAGCUGAUCGGCUUCCUGCUGGUCUACUCGCCACUGCUGGUUGCGUUCGCUCUCAGCUUUUAUGUCGUGUUCGGGGAGACGGACGCCUAUAAAAGCAUCCCUCUGUCACUGAUCAAGACGUUCGUGAUGAUGAUGGGAGAGUACGAGUACAACAGUGCAUUUAUUGAUCACAGCCCGACUUACCUGGGAACUUCGCACGUCCUGAUGGUUCUGUUUAUUGUUAGCAUGCCAAUCAUCACUGUGAACCUGCUCAUAGGUCUGACCGUCAACGACAUCCAAAGCGUGUUCAUGACGGCAGGGUUGGAACGACUGCGGAUCACCGUCAUCCAAAUCCUUCUGAUCGAGUCACUUCUAUACUCCGACCUUUUACGUAAAAUAUGCUGUUGGGGGUGCUACAAAGGAUAUUUGAGAAACCUCGCCGUUCUGCCCAAAAUGUUUGCAACGUCUGUCGAUCAGCACUUAUCUAGGGGAUCGAGAGCAUGCACCGCUGCAAAAAGGAACCGUUUUCGUUCGUGGAGCAGUGAACCGUGUGGAGUGCAGCCGCGUCCGGUCCCAGAGGCCCAGCUAAGGACACCUCGUGCAACAUUCCGACCCAAUGCACCCGACAAACUGCGGAUGUACUGGUCCGACGGUCCGGGUCGGCUCCGGUCCUCUGGUUUUGUCGUACACAGUUGGAUGGUGAACAACAUGCUGCGGCUGCUGCAGGAGCGUGAGGACCGCGCCGACCAGGGCGAGCCGCCGAUACCGGCACGCCUGGAGGAGCUGUCCACCGGCUCGCCGGGAGCGGGCCGUCGGCGGCCGCAGGCGGCGGUCGAGCGGCCUCCCGGCGACGGCGACGGCGCCAGCAGGGUGGAGCAGAAACUGGACAGGGUGCUGGUCUCGCUGUCGGAGCUCUCGUUGAGGGUGGGCGUGCUGGAGCGGUGCGUGGCGCCGCCGGAACGGCACACGCCGGCGCUGUGACCGACCGGCCACCGCGACCUGUCGGGGCGGGGUCGCCUGUUGGGGUGUC